Molecule: messenger RNA, 372 nt
Organism: Rotaria sordida
Lineage: Eukaryota; Metazoa; Rotifera; Eurotatoria; Philodinida; Philodinidae
Source: the annotation of a GenBank genome assembly
AUGGCAACACCAGUAAAUAUUAUUGUUCAAUAUAUUUUAUUAAGACGUGAUCUUAAAAAAAUGAAAAAUUAUAAUGAUGGUGCUAUUAUUACUCAAGCAUGUCAUGCAUCAAGUGCUAUUUUAUUUAAAACAAUAAAUGAUGAUUUAACAAAAUUAUAUUUAAGUGAUUUAGAACGCAUGCAUAAAGUUGUUUUAGGUAUUGAUGGAAAUGAAAAUGAUAUAAAUGAAUUAAGUAAUUUACUUAAACAAAAUUCUAUUGAACAUUAUUUAUGGAUCGAACAACCAGAAAAUAUUCCAACAGCUAUUGCUGUUAAACCUUAUUAUAAAAAAGAUAUUGAACAUUUUUUUUCAAAAUAUAAAUUAUAUCGAUAA